AUGUACUUUCUUCUCAGCAAUCUAGCAGUGCAAGACAUAAUACUUUCAACUAUAACCAUACCAAAGAUGUUGGCUAUUUUUCUUGUUAAUUCCAAGACUGUUUCAUUCAAUGCAUGUUUUGCACAGCUUGGCAUUUUACAUUCACUUGGUGUUUCAGAAGGAUUUUUUCUUGUUGUAAUGGCGUUUGACCGCUAUGUAGCUAUCUGCAGUCCUUUGCAUUAUAUGUCUAUAAUGACCAAAAGAGUCCUCAUUCAAAUGACAUUAGCAAGCUGGAUAAUUGCAUUUGUGAUCAUUGUACCACCUGUUAUUUUAGCUGCACACCUACCUUUCUGUGGACCAGACCAAGUGAGUAAUGGAUUUUGUGAUCAUUUCUUUGUAGUUAGAUUAGCAUGCACAGAUAUUACUUUGCAUACCGACCUAGCUUUUUUUACUGUAAUGACUCUUUCAUUGUUACUUUCUUCAGUAGUAGUAUUUUCAUACAUGAAAAUAAUUGUCACAGUACUAAAGAUAAACUCUGCAGAAGGGCGUAAGAAAGCCUUUUCAACUUGCAGCUCUCACCUGACAGUAAUCACCACAUAUUAUAUAUCUGGUGCUAUUACAUACAGCUCUUAUAAACUGGGAAGCACAUCUGAUGAAUUUCAUGCUUUUGGUACAAUUUUCUUUACAAUUCUAACUCCUACAUUAAAUCCUUUCGUUUACGUUCUGAGAAACAAAGAAAUUAAAUCAGCUGUUAAAAAAAUUUUAAAAUGA
Molecule: messenger RNA, 750 nt
Organism: Protopterus annectens (West African lungfish)
Lineage: Eukaryota; Metazoa; Chordata; Ceratodontiformes; Protopteridae
Product: olfactory receptor 2AT4-like
Exons: 1
Coding region: 1-750 (249 amino acids)
Biological process (GO): G protein-coupled receptor signaling pathway
Cellular component (GO): membrane
Molecular function (GO): olfactory receptor activity; G protein-coupled receptor activity
Source: RefSeq, a predicted model, not a curated record